This is a messenger RNA of Hypomesus transpacificus, 1482 nucleotides long. RefSeq names its product transcription termination factor 2, mitochondrial-like. Gene Ontology annotation, molecular function: double-stranded DNA binding. The record is from RefSeq and is a predicted model, not a curated record. Bases 213 to 1349 code for a protein of 378 amino acids. NCBI's taxonomy places the organism in Eukaryota, Metazoa, Chordata, Actinopteri, Osmeriformes, Osmeridae. The transcript has 2 exons. Gene Ontology annotation, biological process: termination of mitochondrial transcription; regulation of DNA-templated transcription. Gene Ontology annotation, cellular component: mitochondrial matrix.
GUUUGCUUGCUAGGCUUACUCUAUUGGUUAAAAUAAAUAAACUGCGCAUUUGUGGAUACCCUGUAAUUUAAAUGAAAAUGCUGUUACGAAAGCCGUGUGGCAUGGACUGUUUCUGUCCUCGGGUAUGUAACAGCACACAAAUGUAGCCUACAGAUUGACAGAUCAUUUGUUUAAAACCAGGUCACGUAUUCUGUGAAUCCAGCAGCUCAACAAUGUUCCGUGCCACAACUGCCUCCUUAUGUGUGUACUGCCAGAGGAUGAGGGUCUUCAACUCUCCUAGCGGGGCUCCCUCUUCAACCCUGACCAGCAAGCGCCCCGAGAAUCAACAGACAGUGGACUCACUCUACAACCUGUCAGUGGACAUCCGCAAGGUGCGCAAGUUCAAGGGUUGGGUCCUGUCAGAGAACCUGGCGUACGUAUGCGAGACAGCCGACUUGCUGAGAGACAUGGGGGCCGACACUGCCGUUAUCGCCACGGUACUGGAGACCCACCCCGAAGCGGUUCUGUGUCGGCCAGUGGACGUUGCUGCCCAGCGGGACCUGUGGGCCACCGUGUGCCCCAACCGCCGCAAACUGGUGGGAAUCAUCGAAAAGUUUCCUGCCUCUUUCUUUACACUGACUCACCACACCAACCAGCGGGCCAACAUCCAAUACUUCCAGAGCCUUCGCCUCAGCAAGCGAAUCAUCGGCAAGCUGAUGGCCAGUGCCCCCCAGAGCUUUAGCCGACCUGUGGAAUGCAACCAGGAAGUGAUCAACACGCUGCGGGACACCUACCUGGACCUGGGAGGGGACGAGGGCAACCUGCGGGUCUGGCUCCAGAAGCUGCUGAGCCAGAACCCCUACAUCCUGUUGCGUCCUGCCGAGGCCUGGAGGGACAGCCUGGGCUUCCUGAGGGAGCAGGGCUUCUCCACAGAGGAGCUCCUCAGACUGGUGUCCAGCCUCCGGGCCUCCAUCGCAGAGCUCCAGCCGGCAGCCAUGCGCCAGGCGCUGGACUACACUCAGGGGGCGCUACAGCUCUCCCACGUGGAGCUAAGGGUGACGGUGCUGCGCUGCCCCGCGCUCCUGUACUACUCCGUGCCCACCUUGGCGGGUCGCCUGCAGGGACUGCUGGAUGUGGGGGUGAGCAUGGAGCAAGUGAAGGAGACACCCAACGUGCUGGAGCUCACCCCGCAGAUCGUUCUGUACCGUAUCCAGAAGCUUGGGUCCUACGGGUAUGACGUGAGGGGUGGCAGCCUGGACGUUUUUGUCGGUACAAAGAAGGACUUUGAGAUGAGCUACAGCAAACUGCAUCUCAGGCAACAAAGGCCUCUCUUCAACCCUGUUGCUCCUCUUAGAUCUGCUGAAGAGUGAAUGUAAAACUGACCAUAUCGGCUAACUAACUGUUGCACUGCACUGUAGCUAUUUAACAGGAGUUUUGGUGUUCCGGGUUUUACAGUGAAACAAAAUUGUUAAUAUGUAGACCGAAUGGUCUGCAGUGACAUAG